GUCUUUGGGCCGGGGCCGACCUGGUAGCGUGCAGUGGGGGUCCUUGGGGGGCCGGGGCCGUCCUGGUAGCGUGCAGUGGGGGUCCUUGGGGGGCCGGGGCCGUCCUGGUAGCGUGCAGUGGGGGUCCUUGGGGGGCCGGGCCGACCUGGCAGCGUGCAGUGGGGGUCCUUGGGGGGCCGGGGCCGACCUGGUAGCGUGCAGUGGGGUCCUUAGACCGGGACCUGGACCCGGUAGUGUGCAGUGGACUCCUUGGGCCUGGCCGUCCUGAAACCGUGCAGGGUGCUGUGAUGCUUUGUGUCUGGACUUGGGUUUCAAGGGAACUUGCCCUAGAGUCGUUCCAGUGGCUCCUGUGCUCAUUUUAGAUGAAUUCAGGGCUCCCGGUUUCUGCAUUCAGUCGUUUCCGUUAAUGCAGCCGUGUGUUUCCAGUAUCCUUUUUUCAGGCUGCUUGCCAAGACUAUCCCAGCGACGAAGCUGCACCCUGCAGGAGCCGUUCGCCUGGCUGCAGAGCCAACUGCCGAGAGCUAGCAGGACGUCCCUGGCGAAGGUGCCCUGACCCCUCUGCACCCCAUUUCCUCUUCUGGGCCUUUUGUGCACGUGGAAGGGCUUGGGGGAGUAUGGAAAUGCCGCCUGCUAGAGACAAGUAACUCACUUGGGACACUUCGAGUGCACACCCGCUCCGAGCAGGUGUCCCUCCAGGGCGCUUUUCUUCCCUAGUCAGGAGGAAUAUGAACCAGAAGCUGUUGAAGUUGGAGAACUUGCUACAAUUACACAUUGUUUGCAGACGGCUGCAUGUCCUGGGUCAAAGGAGUGCGUCGGCCAGGUGGGGCCCGGGCUGUGGCUCCGCUCCCCUGGCCGGGACAGCGCAGCGGUCCGCCUGGCCCCAGAGGGGACACCUGCUCCUCAGGACGGCUUUAUGUCAGUAUAGGCUGCUGGUAACAAAGAAGGAAAAAAAGCCAUGGAAACCUCAGUUACCUUCAACGAAACCCAAAAAGGAGAUAGAAGUAUGGAUUGGAAUGACUGUCGAGGAACUGGCUAAAGCAAUGGAGAAAGACACAGAUUAUGUAUACGAAGCUCUACUGAACACUGCUAUUGAUGUCGAUUCCCUAGAAGCAAACUCACGUUUAGAAGAAGUCUGGAUCAAAGAAGUGAUUAAAAAGGCAGACAUGAAGUUCAAGUGGAGUAAAUUAAAGCAAGACAAAGUCAGAGAAAAUAAGGAUGUAGUAAGAAGGCCCCCAGCAGAUGCAGCCGUGUUAACCCCAAGGUCCCCAGUUGUUACUAUCAUGGGCCAUGUUGAUCAUGGGAAAACGACGUUACUUGACAAACUUCGAAAAACUCAAGUGGCAGCAAUGGAAGCUGGCGGCAUCACUCAGCACAUCGGGGCCUUUCUUGUCUCUAUGCCUUCUGGGGAGAAGAUCACCUUUCUCGAUACCCCAGGCCAUGCUGCUUUUUCAGCAAUGAGAGCCAGAGGUGCCCAAGUCACUGACAUCGUGGUAUUGGUUGUAGCUGCAGAUGACGGCGUGAUGAAACAGACUGUGGAAUCUAUUCAGCAUGCUAAAGAUGCUCAAGUUCCUAUUGUCCUUGCCAUAAACAAAUGUGACAAAGCUGAUGCUGAUCCUGAGAAGGUGAAAAAAGAGCUGCUGGCUUACGAUGUGGUGUGCGAAGAUUAUGGAGGUGAUGUGCAGGCUGUGCAUGUCUCUGCACUGACGGGUGAUAACCUGAUGGCUCUGGCGGAAGCAACAAUUGCUCUUGCAGAAAUAUUGGAGCUGAAGGCAGAUCGCACUGGCCCAGUGGAAGGAACGGUGAUCGAGUCCUUCACAGACAAAGGAAGAGGCCCUGUUACUACAGCUAUAAUUCAAAGAGGAACUUUGAGGAAAGGCUCGAUUCUAGUUGCUGGAAAAACUUGGGCAAAAGUACGCUUGAUGUUUGAUGAAAAUGGAAAAACAAUCAGCGAGGCCCAUCCCAGCAUGCCAGUGGGAAUUAUUGGCUGGAAAGACCUUCCUUCUGCAGGUGAUGAAAUUCUUGAAGUAGAAUCGGAGCCACGGGCACGUGAAGUUGUUGACUGGAGGAAAUAUGCACAAGAACAGGAGAAAAAUAAAGAUGACCUGAAGAUAAUAGAAGAAAAGCGAAAGGAACACCAGGAGGCGUAUCAGAAAGCCCGUGACAAGUACGGCACUUUGCACUGGAAGGAGAGAUCUUACAUGAAGUACCUAGAAAGGAAAGAGCAGACAUACUUCAAGCAGAAGGAGAAAACAGGGGGAGACUCAAACAUACUUCCUGUGGUCAUUAAAGGUGAUGUCGAUGGUUCUGUUGAGGCCAUUUUGAACAUUAUGGCUACCUACGAUGCUUCCCAUGAGUGCGAACUAGAAUUACUUCAUUUUGGAGUGGGUGAUAUUAGUGAGAAUGAUGUGAACAUGGCUGAAACAUUUAACGGUAUUAUUUAUGGCUUUAAUGUGACUGCAAGCAAUGUUAUCGAAAAGUCAGCUGCAAAAAAAGGAGUAAAAGUUAAAGUUCACAAAAUCAUUUACCGGUUAAUUGAAGAUUUGCAAGAGGAACUGAGCAGUAGAUUACCCUGCGCAGUGGAAGAACAUACAGUAGGUGAAGCUUCAAUACUUGCUACCUUCUCUAUAACAGAAGGGAAGAAAAAAGUGCCAGUCGCUGGCUGCAGAGUCCAAAAGGGACAGUUAGAAAAACAGAAAAAAUUUAAACUAAUCCGAAACGGACACAUCAUUUGGAAGGGCUCGUUAACUUCACUGAAACACCAUAAAGAUGAUGUUUCGACCAUCAAAACUGGAAUGGACUGUGGUCUUAGUUUAGAUGACGAAAAGGUAGAAUUUAAAGUGGGAGAUGAAAUUGUUUGUUAUGAAGAAAAGGAAGUUUUAGCCAAGACUUCUUGGAAUCCAGGAUUUUAAACUCUAUGGAAACUAAGUGGCUCAGGAAAAGACUGAUCGACACAUCGGCAUCGGAGUGCCUGGGUCUGAAUCUGCCCAGGUGCCCCUGCAAGACAGCAGGCAGGUGCGACUGUUGGAUCCCUGCCACCCUGACAAAGGGAGAGCCAGUUUCUUUGGUUAAGAGGGUCUCCGACACAGUACCGAAUCAGCAGAUAAGAUCUGCCUCUCCCUCUAUAUUUCUGCCCUUCACAUAGUGGCAGGUAUUAAAUGCUGCUUGAAACAGUCU
This is a messenger RNA of Ochotona curzoniae (black-lipped pika), 3174 nucleotides long. It is a transcript of the gene MTIF2, whose product is annotated as mitochondrial translational initiation factor 2. NCBI's taxonomy places the organism in Eukaryota, Metazoa, Chordata, Mammalia, Lagomorpha, Ochotonidae. Gene Ontology annotation, molecular function: GTP binding; GTPase activity; translation initiation factor activity. Bases 726 to 2909 code for a protein of 727 amino acids. Gene Ontology annotation, biological process: translational initiation. The transcript is spliced from 15 exons. The record is from RefSeq and is a predicted model, not a curated record.